AUGCAACAAGCGUUGGCACGAAUGCAAAUGGGACAUGGCAUCAAUCUAGCAUCGUUAACGCCCCAGCAACACCAGCAGCUGCUUGUGACUGCUGCGUUUCGGCAGGGUAUACCCAUGGAUGAAAUCAAGAACAUGACGCCCUCGUCACGACUCGCUCUUUUGCACUCCGUGACGCAAGGCAUGCCCUUGCCAAAUACACCGACAAACCGCUCCGCAGAUCCGCAAUUACAUGCACGCUUGUUGCUCCAGCAGCAGCAGCAGCAGCAGAAUAUGCUUUUCAUGCAACAAAUGCAGUCUCAAGCAGCUGGUCAAGUCAAAAUGCCUCAAAGUGGAAAUGCCACGCUCCAGGCACUGCUCCAGCGGCAACCACAGCGUAUGCCGCCAGGUACACCGUUGGCUGGCUCAAAAGCGCCAGUCAAUGGGGCAGAAAUGGGCACAGGGGGGAACAUGGGCGUGAUGGAUGCUAGCAUGGCAGGUGCAACUGCUGCUGCACAUGCGGCCAUGGCAUCUAGACCGAUGUUGCCAUUUUCUCGUGGCGAUACGCAGUCGCCUAGUAUGCAGCCACACGGGUCUGCAUCGUUUGCUGGGGGUGCGAGCGGCGGUGGUAUGCAGACCCCUGAACAGUUCACACUGCAACAGCGCCAAAUGUUAAUGAUUCAAUAUCAAACACUGCAAGCGGCUAUCAAGAACGAGUGGAUGAAGGCACAGAGUGCUACAGUGCCCGGCAUGGCACAGCUAAGCCUCGCAACGGCGCAGCAAUUGCAGGCCAAGGCACAGUCGAUUCUUUCAUUUCUGCAUACGGACCCAUCUCAACCAGCCUCAUUUGCUGGAGAUCCGUCAAUGCAGGUUCAGAUGUUCCAACACCUACAGCAGCAACAACAACAGCAACAACAACAGCAACAACAACAACAACAACAAAAUGCGCUGCCACAACAGCAACAGCAGCAACAACCACAAGCACAGCUCCCUCAGCCGCCGCAACAACAGCAGCAGCAGCAACAACAACAACAACAACAACAACAACAAGUUCAGCAACCACCAGCGCCAUCGCAGACAUCGCAGCUCCAUUCGCAACCAAUGCUGGCAUCAACGCAGCUCCCGGGUGGACAGGCAGCCAUGAAUACAGCACUACUGGGACAGACACAAAUGGCGCAAAAAAUGGGUCCUGUGCUGCCAGGUCAGAACUUACCUGCAGGUGCACGGAUGCACGAGCUUGAUUUUUCCUCUGUUCCCAGUGUGAAUGGCAGUAACAUGACGCCGUACUUCCCUCCGUCCAUGGGCAUGAAUGGAAUGGCGCCCUCACUCAGCACUUCUCAACACCCAACACCGACACAGCCGCAAACUCAAGCGAUGAUGAAUGGAUUCAUGUCGCCAGGCAUGCCCAAUGCGAAUGGAACUGCACCAUCAACGCCUCUCACUUCACACGCUACUCCACAAGCAGCUGCUUCCAACACCAAGGGGCGCAUGAACACGGCACGAGCGAGCGUGGGACCGUCACAGGGGCGUGCCGUCACAGAUAUGCCUAUGAGCCCGUGGCAGACCCAUCCGCCCACACCUCAUGCACACGAGUCGCCAUCGGCCCCGAUGCCCAAGAAAGAGAGGACUCGCAAACACGCCCGCAGCUCAUCGACAAAGACACCAUCAGCAAGCCACGCGUCCACACAUGGCGCCGGCGCCGCAGCAGACAGGUCCGAAGACGUCCCGCCGAAAGAUGAGCCACAGGAUUGGGACUCAAGCACGAAAAGCGAUGGUGCAUUAGCGCCGGCACCACCGUCGAAGUCACUUGUGUCGGGCUCGACGUCUUCGACAUCCGGCGCGCAGCCCAUGCUAAGUAUGCCUUCCAUGAUGGACGACAUGGUCACAGGAUCUCUGUCUUCGGCGUCAGGCACAGGAAACAAUGCGGAUGACUUUUCAGUCAUGUUUGGCGUGUCGGAUAUAUUCGACUUUGACGGUGGCGAUACCACAUCAAACUCGGGUGGUGGAUUCUUGGGUAACUCAACCUUCUCUGGAGAAGGUGAUGGGGGCGACAAGACGGAGACAAAGACGUCGGAAUCAAAUUCAGAUCGAGCUUGA
This is a messenger RNA of Malassezia globosa CBS 7966, 2073 nucleotides long. RefSeq lists its product as uncharacterized. Lineage: Eukaryota; Fungi; Basidiomycota; Malasseziomycetes; Malasseziales; Malasseziaceae. The record is from RefSeq and is a predicted model, not a curated record. Bases 1 to 2073 code for a protein of 690 amino acids. The transcript has a single exon.